AUGGAUCCGCAUCCUGCGCAGCAGAAAUUAGAACUUCUGACCGCAAGCAAUCUUUUCGACCCGGAACGCGAUGCCCUCUAUGGAUACGACGAAGAGUACCAGCGCCAGAUCAAUCAAAGCCGCCCGUGGGCCUCCGACCCUCGUUAUUUCAAAUACGUGCGCAUCUCGGCCCUUGCACUCCUGAAAAUGGUGGUACAUGCCCACGAGGGCGGAUCAAAUGAAGUGAUGGGUUUGAUGCAAGGCUACAUCCUGUCUGAAACUUUCGUCGUGACCGAUGCAUUCCGACUUCCCGUGGAAGGGACCGAGACUCGGGUCAAUGCCCAAGACGAAGCGAACGAAUACAUGGUCGCGUAUCUGCAGUCAUGUCGGGAUGCUGGACGCCCAGAAAAUGCUGUAGGAUGGUACCACAGUCACCCGGGAUACGGCUGCUGGCUCUCUGGAAUUGACGUUGCAACUCAACAAACGCAUCAGAUGACCGGGCCAUUCGUGGCCGUUGUGAUUGAUCCUCAGCGCACGAUCUCCUCGGGCCGAGUCGAGAUCGGUGCAUUCCGAACUUUCCCUGCGGAUUACACCUUGUCUAAGCAGGAUCAAGAAGAUGAACAGGAUCAGUCCAUCCCGCUCGGAAAGGCAGAAGACUUUGGCGCGCAUGCAAAUCGGUAUUACUCGCUCGAGACGUCUCACUACAAGAGUACUCUUGACACCUACCUCUUGGAUAUUCUGUGGAACAAGUACUGGGCUUCGACCAUCAGUCAGAGUCCCUCGGAUGCAUCCCGUGACUAUGUGACCAAGCAGAUUACGGACCUCAGUCAAAAGAUCAAUAAGGUUACGCGAGGUAUCGAGACGAGCGGACCGCGAGGCGGAGCUGCCGCGACGAAGGAUCAACAGCUGGACAAGGUCGUGCGUGAAGGAAACCGGAUCGCGGCUGAAGAAGAGAAGGGAGCCUUAUCCCUGGACAUCAAGAUGAAGCUCUUCCUGCGUCGCUCUGGGGACACAAAAGAUAAGAGACAGGAAAAGCCCGCCCCAGAAGUUUAA
Penicillium argentinense is the source of this 1032-nucleotide messenger RNA. RefSeq names its product Mov34/MPN/PAD-1 family protein. Gene Ontology annotation, molecular function: metallopeptidase activity; protein binding; deNEDDylase activity. Lineage: Eukaryota; Fungi; Ascomycota; Eurotiomycetes; Eurotiales; Aspergillaceae. Gene Ontology annotation, cellular component: COP9 signalosome; cytoplasm. The transcript is spliced from 2 exons. The record is from RefSeq and is a predicted model, not a curated record. The coding region runs from base 1 to 1032 and encodes 343 amino acids. Gene Ontology annotation, biological process: protein deneddylation.